Acaulospora morrowiae is the source of this 792-nucleotide messenger RNA. The record is from the annotation of a GenBank genome assembly. NCBI's taxonomy places the organism in Eukaryota, Fungi, Glomeromycota, Glomeromycetes, Diversisporales, Acaulosporaceae.
AUGAAUUCCGCGAAAGCUUUACGUCUCAAGAAUAAACUGAAUUGGCAAACGACUCAAUUUCUUUUUCAUCCAAGUAAAAGUCACAAUUUCAACUAUGACUUAAAUGCAUUAAGAGCUAUUGAACACUAUAUGCAAAAACCGAUAAAUGAUAUUUCUGUAAGGCACACACCAACCAAAGUUGUUUUUCGACAAUAUUUUUACCCUGGUAUUCAACAACCACCACGUGAAGGGGUUAUUCCGAGCUCAGAACCUCCCGUUUUUAAUUCCAACGUAUUUGAUCAGAAAUAUCUUGACAUUCUUAAAGAACGACUUGGAAAAAUGUAUAAUAAAGAUGUGGAGUUUCAAUUGAUUCGUCAACGUUACCCUUUUCUCAAUGCCAGGAUUUUGGCCCAAUACAUAGCUUCGAAUACUUCCCGUUAUAGAAUUAGACAAAUUCGUCGUUCAUUAUUUAAAAAGAUUCCGUUGGUUGGUCGUAGUAUAGGAGAAACUAAGAAAGUUAGUAAAAGCAGCUUAUUAAGUGAUCUUAAUGCGGCCUCACCAACUAAAUGGAUUCAAUUAUCGCGUAUCGGACAUCGAUUCUUACCCAUUCAUUUAUCAGGAUUUAGAAUGAGGAUCUCUGGCAGAAUGAGUCUUCGGAAGGGAGCGGCUAGAGCUAGCAAGGCCACUAGUUCUAUGGGAAGUUUCAGAUUUAACACAAUAAAAAAUACAAUGAUAGAUUAUGCGAAGGUGGAAAGGAAGAAUCAAAAUGGUGCUUAUUGUGUUAAAGUUUGGCUCAGUUCUUCUGUGGCCUAA